AUGGAGAAGCUUCGGGUUGUUGGGCAUGUAGUCCAUCUCGCUCAACACUUUACGGUCUUUACAACCCAGUAUUACGUAUGUAAAUUGAUAGUCCAACAAUUAGCAAUUCUAGCCCAAAUCCACGCAUCGUCUGAGUGUACUUCUAGUCAAGUGUACAGCCUCCCCCGACUCUAUACUUCUAAACAUUCCAUGUGCCUCCUCUUCUUCCUUGUGAUGACUGUG
Molecule: messenger RNA, 222 nt
Organism: Mesorhabditis spiculigera
Lineage: Eukaryota; Metazoa; Nematoda; Chromadorea; Rhabditida; Rhabditidae
Source: the annotation of a GenBank genome assembly